AUUUCACUCGAGACGCAGCAAUGAUGUUGAGAGUUUUAGUUUUCUAUACUUAUUUCACUCGAGACGCAGAAAUAAUGUUGAGAGUUCUACUUUUUAUGUUUCACUCGAGACGCAGAAAUGAUGUUGAGUUCUACCUUUCUAUACUUCGCAUUUAUAAUUUUAUUUGUCUAGCUUUGUAAGAAGCGAAAACUCCUUAAUUUAUUUCAUUUUAUUUUUUUCAGCAUAAAUAUGGUAAAAAGGACUACUGAUGGUGAUAUAAGAAGAUAUCAGGAACGUCUGAUUUUUCGUGCUUUGCAACGACACAUAACUUAUUCUGAACAACAACCUCCUGAACUCAUAUCAAUGGAUCUUUCUGCAGGAGAAAUGCCAGAAGUAAUGGUAGAAGAAGAAGAAAAAAUCGCAGCACCAAUAAAAUCAACAGCUAAAGAAGUAGAGGCAGCGCCAACAGCAGCAUCAUAUGAAAACGAAGAAAAAAUGCAGUUUUCCCAAUGCGAAUGGUUAGAUAAUAUUGAUUUACAAUCACCACUUUCACCAUAA
Messenger RNA from Copidosoma floridanum, 537 nucleotides. RefSeq lists its product as uncharacterized. Lineage: Eukaryota; Metazoa; Arthropoda; Insecta; Hymenoptera; Encyrtidae. The record is from RefSeq and is a predicted model, not a curated record.